AUGACGACGGACGCUGACGAAGACGGAACCAUCACUGUCGCCAACACGGAUCUCCCCAGAGCGAAGUCGUUCAAAUACCUUGGCUCGACGAUUGCCGAAGACGGCUCAAUCGCAAACGACGUCACCGCACGUAUACAAAGUGCCUGGAUGAAGUGGAGAUCUACAACGGGCGUGAUGUGCGACCGAAAGAUGAGCGACCGACUUAAAUCGAAGAUCUACCGCACCGUGAUCCGCCCAGUGGCAAUGUACGGUACCGAAUGUUGGCCAGCGACGGCGAAGGACGAAGCAAAAUUGGCGGUCAUGGAAACUACGAUGCUUCGCUGGACCGCCGGUGUCAAGAGGCUGGACCAUGUGAAGAACGAGGACAUCAGGAAGAGAUUCGGAGUGGCGCCGAUCCGAGAGAAGCUGCGCGAAAAUCGCCUGAGAUGGUUCGGCCACGUCCUACGAGCCGACCCCACGUCCAUAGCGAAGACAAGCCACACGCUGGAAGUCGAUGGAAAACGGCCAAGAGGCCGACCCAAAAGAAGAUGGAUGGACACGCUGAACGAAGACCUUAAAGAGACAAAACUACAUCCAGACCAAGCAGCCGACAGAACAAAAUGGCGACAACGUUCCAGAAAAACGGACCCCGCGACCGAGCGGGACAGACUCUGA
This is a messenger RNA of Caenorhabditis auriculariae, 654 nucleotides long. NCBI's taxonomy places the organism in Eukaryota, Metazoa, Nematoda, Chromadorea, Rhabditida, Rhabditidae. The record is from the annotation of a GenBank genome assembly.